CGAGAUGAUGUUCGUGGUUUUCGUGUUUACAUUGGAAAUUUUCAAAAUUUAGCUUUUCUCCACAGCAAUUCUUUUGGAAAUUAUAGUCCCAAAUUAAUUAUGCAGUGGUUGGAGGAGCCCUGCACAUGCACAUGGGAUCGGUCCCGGCGCCCGUGGCCCACAAAGCCUUCCAUCCCUCCGGGAUCGGAAAAUUGGUACCAGACUUGUCUGGGAGUUUCCGAGUCAGCGUCGGGACCACCAGAAUUCACUGAAGCACGCGUAUCUCGUAUUCCUAAACGUACUGACAGCGUAAAAACGCCGAUCAUCGAAAGAAAAUUACCUUCAUUACCGAAAUCUGUUACUCAACGAAGCCAUAGUGCUGAAGAUAAGGUGAGAAGUUUCAUUAAAGGAAAGGGAAAAGGUGGAGAUAACUCGUCCCCAAAUGCGACACCCAAGAAUAUCUCCCAGCCACGUUGA
Angiostrongylus costaricensis is the source of this 456-nucleotide messenger RNA. NCBI's taxonomy places the organism in Eukaryota, Metazoa, Nematoda, Chromadorea, Rhabditida, Metastrongylidae. The record is from the annotation of a GenBank genome assembly.